Messenger RNA from Lates calcarifer (barramundi perch), 7901 nucleotides. It is a transcript of the gene usp19, whose product is annotated as ubiquitin specific peptidase 19. The transcript is spliced from 26 exons. The record is from RefSeq and is a predicted model, not a curated record. Gene Ontology annotation, molecular function: cysteine-type deubiquitinase activity. Bases 513 to 5237 code for a protein of 1574 amino acids. NCBI's taxonomy places the organism in Eukaryota, Metazoa, Chordata, Actinopteri, Centropomidae. Gene Ontology annotation, biological process: protein deubiquitination.
CAGCCAGGAAGUGUCUUAUGCGCGCACUCAUUUCAGGUUUGGCCGGAUAGAAGAGUGUUUUGUCAAAAGUAGGACUCACCCUACACAGGCCGAAUGACAGCUACAGACUGAACAGUUUUACAGUCGUUGUCUUUGUUUGAAUUUUUAAAAUAAGUAGUUUAAAGUUUCAAGAAAUGGGUCCCGGUUAAAGGAGAGAAUAUUCCAGAAACACCGUGGACUACGGGGUUUCGAGUGCGGGAGGGAGCGCAGCGGCCCGCGGCCGUGAAGGAGCUUAGCAGCCGGGAGUAGCAGAAGGAGUUGCCGGCCAUUGUGUGCCAGGAACGGAAUUCUCACCAUACUGAAGCCCCGUCCCCAUCCCUAACUAGCCUUCCUGAUUCUGUUCUGGGAGAGUUCAGACCAGUAUCAUCGCCAAGAUAGCCGGGCCAGGCAGGAAGAGGCAUACCUCAGAUCCAGACCCCAGCAGCGGUAGUGAUUCCGGCGACGGGCGGCCUGUUAGUGCCAAGUGCCUGAAGAUGGCCAGCAGCGGUGGUAGUGAGACAGUGGGCCGUCGCGGUGGGGCUCAGCAGAGAGGAGGCAGCGGGCGGGACAGCAGCUCGGACUUAUCCUCCAGUACCAGCAAGAAGAAGCAGAAGGACAGGGCCAAUCAGGAGAGCAGAGAGGCCAAGAGGGCAGCAGCAGCAGCUGCUGCAGCAGUUGAUGGGGUCAUUGCAGAAGUCAAGAAAGAUGUAUUUGUGGACUGGAAGCAGAAUGUCAAUGAAGUGACUGUCAGACUGCGCUGUGGGGAGGGGGUGCAGAGGAUAGAGGACAUCAGCACAAACUUCACUGAUACACACUGCCAUGUGUGCUUCCCAGAUGGACGACAGUGGAGCUGCCAAUUGCAGGAGGAGAUUGAGGCUUCCUGUAGCAGAGUCCAGUACAAGGAGAAGGGAGGUUUCCUGCAUGUCAUCAUGCACAAGAAGAUUCCCUUUCACAUCUGGCCAUCACUCAAGUCAAACAAGAAAGAGAAGGAGAAAGAGGCAGCACCCACAGAGACCAAAAAUGAUAAGGAACCGGAGAUAAAGGACGUUCCCUCGGAGCCAUUAGAGAAACCCAAACUGUCCUCCCCCCAGCCACAACCUCCUUCCUCGCCUGCACACAGUGAGUCAAGGCGCAGCAGUGGCAAAGCAGAGCGGGGCGUCAAGCGCUGUCUGAAAAACAAACCAGCAUGCGACAGGGCCACUGUAGACACUGCCGGGGUGAAAGGUGGAGCUGGAGAUGGCUCAGCCACCACCAAUAAGCCUGUUACGGUAACGGGAGGUGAGCAGCAGCCUCAGGAACCCAGUGCCAAGCGCACCAUUGUACGGCUGCCCAAGACAACUAAGGAGGCUACGUCACCUGCUGACAAGGACACACACUCUGUCAAGUCUAAUGGUAAAGCUUCACACACACACCUGCCCGCUGGUCGGAGCCCGCAAACACAACGCAGGGAUGGAGACAACAGAGCAGAGAGAUUAGGCAGUGGUCAGGAACAGAAACCUGGAGUUGCUGUCGCUGCUGCCAGCCAUACCAACAAAACUCAGGUGGCAGAGAAACAAUACCAGUCUUCAGACAGGUCUGGAGCAAUAUCACAUGGGAGUGAAAGCCAGCCAGCAGCUCCCAUCAGCACCAGUGACUGCCUCAAACCUGUUGACUUCAACAACGAAGUGGACUCAGCUUCUCCUGCAAGGCUGGAAGAUAGAACAAACUCUGAACCAGAGAAAAAGCCUGCUGAGCAGGAAUCAGAGCAGGAUACUCUGAUCUGCCAGCAGCUUGGAUCAAGAGAGACGGUACCAGUACCAACUGUUGGCAUGACUGCCAAACAAGGCCUGUCCUCUGGUGUAGACCAGAGGCAGGGCAGCUGUGAUGAAGAGGAGAAGCGGGACCAGUCAAAAGAGGAACCCUCUCUGGAAAUUAAGCAACAGGAAGUCCCAGAGCCGAUGGUUAACCUACAAUUUGUGAAGAACGAUUCCUAUGAGAAGGGCACAGACCUGAUGGUGGUUAAUGUUUACAUGAAGGGGAUCUGCAGGGACACAGCCAGGGUCAUCUUCAGGGAACAGGACUUCACCCUCAUCUUCCAGACAAGUGAUGCUAACUUUCUGCGGCUUCAUUCAGACUGUGGACCAAACACAGUCUUCAAGUGGCAAGUCAAACUCAGGAACCUAAUCCAGCCUGAGCAGUGCAGCUACUCCUUCACCCCAUCACGUCUGGACAUCACCCUGAAGAAAAGACACAGCCAGCGCUGGGGCGGUUUGGAGGCCCCUGCCACACAAGGUGCAGUGGGUGGCGCCAAGGUUGCUGUGCCCUCCAGCCCUGCCUGCAUGGAGAAGAGCCAGCCAGGCAGCAGCCAACACAGCCUCCCAGCCAAGGAGGAGCCUCCAAGGGUAGGAGAAGAGAAACCCAAAGCCCCUAAGGCCUCAUCCAGAGUGGAUGAUGGUGGUCUGGAUACUGUGGCUCCUCGCACCGUCUCUGAGCAUGUUGCUAUCACCAAGCCAGAGCCCGCUGUUACUACACCUAAACCUACCUGCAUGGUGCAGCCAAUGACCCAUGCACCUCCUGCCACCAAUGAGCGCCAUGAGGAAGAGGAGGAGAAGAAGGUGUGCCUGCCUGGUUUUACAGGGUUGGUUAACCUUGGCAACACCUGCUUCAUGAACAGUGUUAUCCAAUCCCUGUCCAACACCAGAGAACUCAGGGAUUAUUUCCAUGAUCGAGCAUUUGAGGCAGAAAUCAACUGCAAUAAUCCACUGGGAACAGGAGGCAGGCUAGCCAUUGGCUUUGCAGUGCUGCUCAGGGCCCUUUGGAAAGGAACACACCACGCUUUCCAACCCUCAAAACUCAAGGCAAUUGUGGCCAGUAAGGCCAGUCAGUUUACAGGUUACGCCCAGCAUGAUGCCCAGGAGUUCAUGGCUUUCUUGCUAGAUGGGCUCCAUGAGGACUUGAACCGCAUUCAGAAUAAACCAUACACAGAGACGGUUGACUCUGAUGGACGUCUGGAUGAGGUGGUAGCAGAGGAGGCAUGGCAGAGACACAAGAUGAGAAAUGACUCCUUUAUAGUGGACCUCUUCCAAGGCCAGUUCAAAUCCAAGCUUGUGUGCCCCACAUGCUCUAAGGUGUCUAUCACCUUUGACCCGUUCCUCUACCUGCCAGUCCCCUUGCCCCAGAAACAAAAGGUGCUUUCAGUUUUCUACUUUGCUAAGGAACCCCAUAAAAAACCCAUCAAGUUUUUGGUCAGUGUGAGCAAGGAGAACUCCAGCACUGCUGAAGUCCUCGAAUCCAUUUCCAGGAGUGUGAGAGUCAAACCAGAGAAUCUUAGACUUGCAGAGGUGGGGAAAAGCCGCUUCCAGCGUAUGUUCCUGCCGUCUCAUUCCCUGGACACUGUGUCCUCCUCUGACAUGUUGUUCUGCUUUGAGGUGCUCUCCAAAGACCUGGCCAAAGAGAGAGUGGUAUUGCUCAGAGUGCAACAGAAACUCCAGGUCCCUAGUAUCCCCAUCUCAAAGUGUGCAGCCUGCCUGAAGCCUCCAGUGUCUGAGGAAGACAAGCUGAAGCGUUGCACUCGCUGCUAUCGUGUGGGCUACUGCAAUCAAGUAUGUCAAAGGACCCACUGGCCCAAUCACAAGGGUCUGUGUCGACCCAACGCAGAGAACGUGGGCCUUCCCUUCCUGGUCAGCGUGCCGGAGUCUCGACUCUCCUACACCCGCCUCACUCAGCUACUAGAGGGUUACUCCAGAUUUUCCGUCAAUGUGUUCCAGCCACCUUUCCAGUCAGGCAGGACAUCCCCUGAAACAUCCCAAUGCCGGGUAGACCUCCCACCAAUGCCAGCAGGCUCACCUGAGGGCACUGGUUCUGGGGAUGAGGCUGUGGGUGGUAGCAGUACUGUAGAAGCAGGUGAUCAAGAGCUAGAGAGCCAAUCUCUGCUGCCUGAAUCUCAGGCAGAGUAUGCCCAGGCCUCAGCCGUCCACUCUGCUGCGUCAGAUUCCCUCUCCCAGACCUCUCUCUCCACCACACGGACUACAGAUUCAGGAUUCUCUGAGCCAGUCUCUACAACUUCCUGCUGCUCUCUGGACCCUCAUGCUGAAAAAGAGACAUCCUGUGAGAAGGCUGUGCGGCCAGAAGCUGCAGUAACAGGCUAUCAGCAUCCAAGUGAAUCAGCAUCAGGUCAUGCCUGCCAGUUCUACAUAUCUCUGCUGGACUCCAACAACAAGGAACAGAGACUGGAUGAGAGAGAAGACUUACUUGCAGACCUACCUGAGGAUGUGACCCUGGAGCUGGUGUGGAAAAACAAUGAGCGCCUGAAGGAGUACGUCCUGGUGAGCUCCAAGGAGCUGGAGUAUGAGGAGGACCCUGGGUCUCUUAGUGAGACAGCCAGAGCAGGACACUUCACCCUGGAGCAGUGCCUCAACCUCUUCACCAAGCCAGAGGUGCUGGCACCAGAGGAGGCGUGGUACUGUCCAAAGUGCCAGCAGCACCGUGAGGCCUCUAAGCAGCUGCUACUGUGGCGUCUGCCCAACGUUCUGAUCAUCCAGCUGAAACGCUUCUCCUUCAGGAGCUUCAUCUGGAGGGAUAAGAUCAAUGACAUGGUUGACUUCCCUGUCAGGAAUUUGGAUCUGAGUAAGUUCUGUAUUGGCCAGAAGGAUGAGAUGCAGCAACCCCCUAUCUAUGACUUAUAUGCAGUCAUCAAUCACUAUGGUGGAAUGAUAGGAGGCCACUACACGGCUUAUGCGCGCCUGCCAAGUGACAAGAAUAGUCAGCGCAGUGAUGUUGGCUGGCGUCUGUUUGAUGACAGCACUGUGACAAUGGUGGAGGAGAGUCAGGUGGUGACGCGCUACGCUUAUGUCCUGUUCUAUCGACGACGAAACUCACCUGUGGAGAGGCCGCCACGCUUCCUCCGGCCCAUGGGAGCUGAGUCACCCACUGCUGCAGGAGCUACUGCCAGCCAGGCCUCUCUAAUAUGGCGGGAACUGGAGGAAGAAGAGGAGGGGCUCUACGAAGGCCCACGCGGACUGUUCCGCUCUUCACUGUGGAGGCGACAGACACAGAGGAACAGAGAUGAGGGAGACGAAGACAGAACCGAAGGGUUGAUGCGACGGCACCAUGGACAGAGGAUGUCGGAUUAUCCUGACGAUGACUGUGUGCGAUAUUUUGUUCUGGGCACGCUGACUGCAGUGUUGGCUCUGCUUGUCAAUUUAGUCUACCCCCUUCUUUACAAAGCCAACUGGACCUGAGCGCUGACUGGUUGGUGACUUGCUUUGACUGGGGGCAUUCAGUAGUAUGAAUGUCAGGUUGUUUAAACAAGGAGAGGUUAGAUAUAAACUGUAGAGGAAGAAGAUAAGUUUUAUUACUUACACACUCUUCUUGAAUAAGAACUAAGUUACUCAUCCAUUGGUCCUCAGCUAGUAUUCCAACUAUCCAAUACUGCAACAGUUAACAUGUAUGUAUAACUUGACAUGGCUCAACUCUUUAAAAUACUUUUAGCACUACUUCACACAGUAGACCCUGUCAUCAUAAGAUAACCUUGUGUCUGCAGUAGAUUGAUUCUGUCUGCACACAGUACCCGUAUAUUAACUAUUCAUAACAUUGCCUCUGUGCAUUGUUUUGACUCUUAUUUCUGGUGCAUGUGUGCUUUUCAAUAAUGUUGCAGUUUUAGAAUCAUAUUUUUACCAGUAGUUAUCACAUGAUAAGCUGUGACGGCCUUAAUCAUCAACACCUAUAUAUGGAACUAUCUAACUAAAUAGAGGAAUCUCUGUCUCAGUCUGUCUUUCUGUCUUUUCAUUAUCUUGACAACCUCUUACCUGAUCAACUUCAAACUUUUCUACAUGUUACUCAAUGUGAAGUAAAAGGCUGAACUUCAUUACACAGGCAGUGCACCUGGACAAUUUCUAGUAUGCACAUGCCAGAGUUUUAAGAAAGGCUGAGCUCAAGUGUAACAACACUUUCUAUGCGUCACCUAGACACAAUUGGAGCCAGCUCCAGCAGUAACUUAGGAGUCUUAACUGAUCACACACUGAAGUCUGAAAAGCAGGCUGGAGUGAGACAGGCCAGGCGGGCAGGCCCUUACAGACAGGCAUAUUUUUUCACAUCAACGAAGAUGCUAAGAUUUCACACAACAUCAUGAAGCCUCAAUUUGAAUUGAUGAAGUGAAAUGAAUGGUAAAGCAUGUAAAGUAAGAGCAACUGUACUUCCAUAUCUUAGCCUGACUCUGUAAGAGAGAAAACGUCCUACAUUUGACAACAGGUUCUUUAAAAACUUGACUUGAGAUUGACUUUUUUGUCAAAGAAGCUAUAGAGUUGUACAGUAAUAAUGUAUAGAAUGCUUACAAGCUGAGAUUUAUGACAAAAUGAUUCCAGUGCAAAAAUACACUAUUAAAUGGCUUUUGAUUUUAUUGCACUACACUCUUAAGAGGUUACUUUGCAACUUCCUGCAGAACGAAUGCAAGAUGAAUGAAUGAAAUAUAUCUGAGAGGAAGCAGUUCAACAGUGACUCAUUUUAGAUAUACCAUAUCAUGAAGCUAAGUGUACCUUCUAUUUUUUGUGUGACCAAUAGCUGUUGCCUUGUCCAUGUCCUUACAUAGAACAUAUUGAUUUUUGGGCCUUAAAUAGCAGCCACCAUCUGUCUUUCUUUCUUUGUUUGAUGGCCUCUUUCUACAAGAUGUGCUGUAGUUAAUUGUAAUUUGUUUUUAAAUAUAUUCUUUGUUUUUUGUUUGUUUUUUUUAUUGAUAACACAGUCAUAAUGUGUUUUUAGUUGCUUUUUACUAAACUAUUGAAAGUCAUAGCCAUUUCUCAGGAUGAUUUGUAGUAAUCAAUGACAUGUUGCUCUGUGUUUUUAAAAUCCUACAAAAUAAGAUGAAAAAUUGACUGAUGAUGCAGUCUGUUCAUAGCCAAGAAACUAGAAAUUACCGUCCACUUCUGAAUGUGACAUUUUUCAUUGUGUUACUUUGUUUUUAGUGGAAAGGUUUUGAUUGUGGACAGUUUUGGAGCUCUAAAAUGUUACAUUUGGAAUGAACAUAUAACCCAAUACCAUUACACCUGUAACUUACAAAGUAUGUCAAUAUUUUCUUCUUGAAAUACUCCAUUGCUUUGUUGUUUUUUACUGCUUUUAUUUUAUUUUGAAAAACUCCCCAAAGAUGUUCCUUGUUUAUUACAUACACCAGCUGAAAUGUCUGUGGUGGUUUUUAAAACCUGUGAAAAUUUCUUAGACUCCAGACUGUCCAUCAUUGAUGUCUUUACUGUGCUGUCAUUGUGAGUGAGCAUUUGGGUCUCAGGGAAAUCCCAGUUCUCUUCUGGUAUCAAGGCAGUGUAGAGCAACCUAUGUUUGCCUUAAUUGCUCGGCAUAGCACCGUCAGACUGUGUAUACUUGACUCGGAUAUAUGCAAGACUGAUGUCCAUCCAGUUUUAAAACACUUCAUUAGGCAUAGCUUGUGCUCAACAUACACUACUGUGGUAAUGAACUUGAAGGUGUUAAAUUAAAACAGUAAUGUGGGGGUUCAACAGAUUCAACUGAAGCUCAUGUUUUGUCAGCUGAAUUUGGGGGAUGGGGACUAUUCAGGACAAGUUUUAUUUAUUCUAAACGCUGCUGGUUUUAUGUGACGUGGACUGGAUUUAAAUGGAUCUGACUGAAGGUCAAAUCUAUGUGUGUGUGUACAGUCUGCUCUGAAAUAUUAUGAAAGACAAAUCAUGACUUGUAUUUUGUGAGGAAAUAAUGUAAGGUCUCUGUCUAUAAUAUACAUUGAAUCACCGAGUUGUUGAUAAAAUCAUUGCAAGUACUGUACUGAAAAAAAUUCUAGCCUACCUAAUUUCCUUGCAAUAAUGUAUCUAGAUACCUCCAUCUAAAUGCUGCUUUCUAAUAUAUAAAGCAUUGUACUCCUUUUGGAAAUAAAAUCUCCAUCUGUU